Messenger RNA from Ochlerotatus camptorhynchus, 4108 nucleotides. It is a transcript of the gene dyl, whose product is annotated as dusky-like. Lineage: Eukaryota; Metazoa; Arthropoda; Insecta; Diptera; Culicidae. The transcript has 6 exons. The record is from RefSeq and is a predicted model, not a curated record. The coding region runs from base 580 to 2442 and encodes 620 amino acids.
UUAGUUUGGAAUUAUUUUUUAACACUGUCGGUCGAGCUCUCGCAGAGCGCAGCAGUUUUCUGAACAAGUGCAAUUCGAAGUCCGAAGCGGGUCCGAGACGGUUUCCUUUUGUGUAUAGUCUUUUCGCUAAGAGCUUUUUUUUUAAUUUUAUUUUUUCCGGGGGAAAAACGGUUGUGACCGUACGUACGGCGAAACAUUUUCGAGUCUAGUUCAGUAAUCGAACAGAUUGUGCCGAAUUCGGGUGGAUUUUUCUCAAAUCUAAACGUGUCGCAGUUUUAGCCCCGGGCGGUAGUGUGCAAUUCAAGUGAUAAUACUGUCACACCCCGCGCGAAUCCGGCACAACCCUAUCGGAUUGAUUUCCCCCCUUCCUACCUGAAGCCGAUCGACGGCUUCCCGUCCUGAUCCUUUCCGCAGAACGAGCAAGACCAAAACAAAUCGCCAAAAUUUCAUACUAAAUCGAAAAACAAAACCAAACGGUUACCCACCACCACCCCUCCGAAAUAGCCAGCUCAACAGGAAUCAGCACGAACGGUGCUAAAAACAAAACAAAAAACUCACUAUCACACACAAACGAUCACCAUGGGCAGAGGAUCGCGAUCUUUGGUCGCGACGUUUGUGCUUUUCUUCACAGUAUUAAAGAAUGUCGACUGUGAUGCUCCCCUCGUAGAUUCGGCCGCACUGCCCCUGGAGCACAGAGCCGUCUAUGGGCCGCCAGCACCAUCACCAGUAUACGGAACGCCUGGUUUGUUGAGUGGCGGCGGCGGUGGUAGCGGCAGCAGUAUCAGCAGCAGCAAUGGUGGUGGAGACGACCCAUGGCCCCUGUCGGCCACGAACGAUAGCCCCCAGAUCAAGCAUCUGCAGGUGCAGUGCGAGAAGACGCACAUGCGCGUCAACAUCGAAUUCGAUCGACCCUUCUACGGAAUGAUCUUCUCGAAGGGAUUCUACAGCGAUCCCCACUGUGUGCAUCUGAAACCGGGUACCGGCCAUCUGAGUGCGACCUUCGAGAUCUUCCUGAACAGCUGCGGUAUGAGCAGCUCGGCGAACCACAACGCGGCCAACUUUGGAGCCCCGACUCCGUCCGGAAGCUACGUCGAAAACACCAUCAUCAUCCAGUACGACCCCUAUGUGCAGGAAGUCUGGGAUCAGGCUCGUAAGCUGCGUUGCACGUGGUACGAUUUCUACGAGAAGGCCGUCACGUUCCGUCCAUUCCAAGUCGACAUGCUACACGCUGUGACGGCUAACUUCCUUGGUGACAAUCUCCAGUGCUGGAUGCAGAUUCAAGUCGGUAAGGGUCCAUGGGCUUCCGAAGUGUCGGGUAUCGUGAAGAUCGGUCAAACCAUGACCAUGGUGCUAGCCAUCAAGGAUGACGAGAACAAGUUCGAUAUGCUGGUCCGCAACUGUGUUGCUCAUGAUGGCAAGCGUGCUCCAAUUCAACUGGUUGACCAACAUGGAUGCGUUGUACGUCCGAAGAUUAUGAGCAAAUUCCAGAAGAUCAAGAACUUUGGACCAUCCGCAUCGGUCGUGUCAUUCGCGUACUUCCAAGCUUUCAAGUUCCCCGAUUCCAUGAACGUUCACUUCCAGUGUGUGAUCCAGGUUUGCCGAUACAAUUGCCCAGAACCCAAGUGCGGCGGAGGAGACUACGGACUGCCAGCGCUGACCGGUAAUGGAAUCUCUGGAGAAUAUGGAGCUCCUGGCGCUUUGAGCGGAGAAUAUGGACCACCAUCAGAAUAUGGAGUGCCACCAGCGUACCCAGAUCCACGACACCCUUCGGACUCUUCUGGCGCAUACUCGGAGAACCAGGACAAUGUUGUACCGCCACCACAGGCUCAAACUUCAGGAAACUCAGGCGAGAACAAAGAUGGCUCCAAUCAAUCGGAUGCACCACAGCAAAAUCAAAACCAAAACCAACUGCACAAUGAGAUCCAUGACAACAUCAACAUGCCGCCACCACCACCACCUGGACAGUCGGGAUAUGUAACCGUUACCAAGCGAAAGGAUGAUAUGGCCAACGAUGGGAACCUGGUCAGCCUGGGAGGCCGUCCACGAUCGGUGGAAGGCUUGGAUGACCUGCGCGGAGUUCGACGACGACGUGAUACCAUGACUGUGGUGGUGAAACCCCGCAUCUACAAGCGUGACGCCCAGGAGAUGACCGAUGUCAACACGGAACGAAUCAUCCAGGUCGUUGCCCCGGGUGACGUGAACUUUGCACUGAACGGUGGUGCCAACAACGAGACCGUUGUGAUCCAAUCGCAACGUACCGUGGAUCCGGAAACCAUCUGCAUGUCGGUGCCAAGCUUCGUCGGUGGAUUGGUGAUGCUGCUGUUGGUUCUGGCUGUGGCCUCACUAGUCGCCGCUUUCCUCUUCGUCCGGGUGAGACACUUCGAUCGCAAAGCUAACCACAUGCCACUGUCCAGCUCACACGUGUUCCUGGUAUCAAAGUAAAACGCUUCAGCCGAUCCCUCCGCGGUGCCGCGGUUGUACACGACGAAUUGCAUGUGGAGCUUCGCUGUUCGAAUGGUUAACGUUUUGUUAGAUGCUUGUUUUAUUGGUUAGGUACGCAGUGGCAUUCUGGAUACUUGACCCACUCGCAAACGCGUGGGUUAGGCGGUCAGUUACUUGGUGAAGUUCAAUGGAAUGUGCUAGCACUGUUAGGAGCGAUUCAGCAUUCGAAAAUAGACCUUCAUUGGCCUACAAAAAAAAAAGAAAAAAAGUAACGCCAAAGCAUUCCAACGGAACUCAUUGUACACCGGUUACAUCUGUUGACGAAUGUUGAAACUAUUCUAAACCAACAAACGCUUCCUUGAAUGCAUCAACUUUCCUAGCUUCUAUCUAAUCUAUAAACACACCACACCACACCACACCACCCCUUGCUACAUCACCCAUCAAGAGGAGCUUUCCCCAGUGCACUAAUCCCUUAUCUUUUCAUCUAAAAUCCUAUCUUAGAAGAAAAUGAAAACCGCCACGCUUCUUAAAUUCCCAAGCUCCUCUUCAUCUCACACUAACCUAUUUAUGUACACGCUUAAUUUAUUCAAUCAAAAUAUCCUCUCGCCCUUGCAUCGUUUUCACACCCUCACACCUCCCCCCUUGUCUACAACCCCUGAAAAAAGAAAAGAAGAGAGAGAAAGAAAACUAAAAUGUGUAGAAUUAGCGACAACAAAACCGAUGAUUUUCAAUUCCGUCACUAUGUUGUAGGGUUUUUUUCGUGUAGCUUAUAACUAUCUAGAUCUGGAGCGAGUGAGACGGUACCCUAUUGCCAAAUCUCGCAAACCCGGAUCUAUUACCGAGUAUCUUUGAAUCUAAAGAACACUUAUUUAUUUGCUUAAAUUAUAGUUCCCUAUCCCCUAUCCCUUGCCUAUCGGUGAAUGUGUCUUCACCAAAGCCAACUACUAACUCCUCAACUUCAUCCUUCCAUCUCCGAUAUCAAUGAGAGAAUGCUAACGAACCAACUUAAAUUAUACAUAUUAGCUAGAAAUGACAACUCAGACCUCCUUUAGUCCACCCUUUCACGGUACUUUUUCAGUGACACAAACGAAAUGGCGCCCCAACACUAGUCUAGUCGCCAGAUUAAAUCCCUUCAACCAAAUCAGCGUUUAUCCCUUGAUUCCCAUCUUAUCGGAAAAAAAAAUAUUAAAGCAGUAUUUACAGGUUAGCAAGUAGCGAAAGCAUUUCGGGUUAAAUGAAAGAAACAAAAAACAAUCUGCACCAAUACAGAGACUAACAAUCUGUUACGACAAAACUGGCGCACCAGGAGAAGGAAUUCUAUUUCUAGCCCAAAUUAGAGCGAUUAGAACGUACGACUUCAUGCCGACUACCACGGACAGACAGACAGACGGUUACAAGACCUACAGUAACGCUAGGGAAAUUACAAUUAAUUAAAACUAAAAGUUAGCAAUUAGCCAACAAAUACGGAACGGAGAACGACGAAAUAUGUGUAUGAAAAUGUGAAAGUUAAAUAAUAAAAAAAAAACAAUUGAACAAUUCACUGUAUGUUAAUUAUAGACGCGACAAGUUAAUGAUGAAACAACGAGUAGGAACAACGGAAAAAAGUAUCUUUGUAAAUAUUUAUUUAAAGCGAUAGUUAACUAAUAAAGAAAAUUGAAUUGUAAAA